Messenger RNA from Pristis pectinata (smalltooth sawfish), 1936 nucleotides. Its product is annotated as ankyrin repeat and death domain-containing protein 1A-like. The transcript has 15 exons. Gene Ontology annotation, biological process: signal transduction; RNA processing. The record is from RefSeq and is a predicted model, not a curated record. The coding region runs from base 207 to 1748 and encodes 513 amino acids. NCBI's taxonomy places the organism in Eukaryota, Metazoa, Chordata, Chondrichthyes, Rhinopristiformes, Pristidae. Gene Ontology annotation, molecular function: RNA binding; protein binding; RNA nuclease activity.
UGCCGGGACUGUGAUCGAGCAGUGCGAAACAUUCCCUCCGAUGAUGGAAUAAGAUGAGACCCAGCUCAUUCCCCUUAAACGAGACCAUUGGGAAGGACAACCCUUUCUUAAAUUUUCCUUAAGGAAAAUUUACCGCACGAGAGUUUCAGGUUUAUACGCCGAAAAAGAACAGUUGCUCUUAGAAUCUGCGAUCUGGUGUUGGAAGGAUGAAAGAAGUGAUCGACAGUCCCUUUAAGGAUUCUUCGAGGGAUGAAAAGUCCCAGCUGGAGAUCUUGUUGCCAGAUGAGAAGAAAUUCCACAAUGCAGCUAAAACUGGUGAUGUAGGUGCUUUGACAGAUUGCUUAGCACGAAAUGUCCAGAUUAACAUCAGAACUGAGUUGGAUCGUACUGCCCUUCAUUUUGCUGUUGCCAACCAGAGUGAAAGUGCCGUUGCUUUUCUUCUGAACCACAAUGCCAGGGUGGAUAUUAAAGAUAAGCAUGGUAUGGAUGCCUUUCUCCUUGCUGCCUGGUUCGGACACUUGAAUAUCUUGAAAUUAUUGGUAGAGAAAGGUGUUGAUCGAAAAUCCACAAACGAGGAAGGAUUGAACGCAUUGCAUUGUGCUGCCCAGAAUAAUCAAAUUUCAAUUGUACAAUGUAUAGUAAAAGAUCUGCAGUUGGAUUUAAAUAAACCCACAGAGAAAGGCAAAAUGUCGUAUCACUUGGCAGCUGAAAACGGGCACCUUGAGAUGGUUGAGGCACUGAGGGAGUUUGAUUAUAACACACAGGAAAAGGAUAAGGAAGGUAAUACGCCCUUGCAUCUUGCUGCGAGGAAUGGUCACGUGAUGGUAUUAAAGAAACUGCUGAAUGAAUGGAAUCUAAUAGAUGAGGUGAAUGAGGAGGGCGAGACUGCAUUCUACCUGGCUGCUGUGGGAGGUCACCACGAAUGUGUGACAUUGCUGCUGGAAGCAGGAAGUGACAUUAAUCUUUUACCAAAGAGCAAUAUGAGUCCCUUGCACAUUGCAGCAGAGAGAGGCGAUUGCUCCUUGGCUUCAAUGCUUAUUGAUGCUGGAGCUGCUUACAAUUGUCAAAAUAAAAGAAAAGAAUCACCUCUGCACUUAGCUGUUAAAUACAAACAUAUGCCAAUUGCACAGCUCUUUGUGGAAUCCAUGUGCGAUGUUAACAUUUUAGAUGAGAGAAACCAGAAUCCGUUGCACUUGGCAGCAGAGCUUGGAAGAGCUGACUUAGUGGAACUGCUCCUGAAAGCAAACACUGAUCUGAAACAAAAGGACAAGCAAGGCAAGACUCCACUGGGAGUGGCAGCAAGAGUCAAUCACAUCAUUAUUGUGGACAUGAUCAUCAAAGCAGAAAGAUAUUGUGCAUGGAAGGAGGUCAUCCAGGAUAGACUUCCAAAUCCAACGAGCAAUUAUCCACUAACAUUCAAACCAGACCAUACCACACAGACGAGCCAACUCCGCACAAUCAUAUGGAGCCUGGCACACCAUGACCUCAAACCAAAGGACUGGAAGAGGCUUGCAAUGUACUGGAAUUUCACUGAAGAACAAAUUAAGGGAAUUGAGGAACAAUGGACAGGAGCAAAGAGUUAUAAGGAACAUGGUCACAGAAUACUACUGAUUUGGCUGCAUGGGAUCCUUCUAACUGGCACAAAUCCAGUCAAGGCCUUGUAUGAGGCGCUAAUUAAUAUUGAACAGAAUAACUUAGCUGGGCAGGCACUGAGACAGAAGAAGAUGAUUUUCCAAAUUAGUGUAUAACAACAUUUAGGAUGGAAUGAAAAUGAAGCCUGAAUAUCAUAGCUCUACCUGUGAAAUAAGGAAGAAACAGAGUUGGUGACAGGAGCCAAAAUAUUUAGUCUGGAGGAAAAUUAAGUGACUUCCAGCAAAACACAAACUGCUGGAGAACUCAAAAGGUCAUGCAGAAUCUGUGGAGGAAAAGUGUCAGA